CACUGUUCCUCAAAGGAAACAGAUGCGGGGGUCACCCUCAGUUUGUGAAGCUCGAAGCUACAACAAUCCUUGUUAAUUUUUUUGUUUACACAAUUGCCCCCAAUUUCCAUCGCCACCACCACCCUACACGCUGCCUUAGCCGUGAACUAUUACGACAUAUUUGUCACCAGCCGCUGCUUUUAGAGGGAGAAGCCAUGGAUGAAUCAGUUGGUUGCCGUCGCGUUUCUCUGUGUAGCUGCCAAAGUGGAAAAGACUGAAGUGUCGCUUUUGUUAGAUUUGCAAGUUGAGGAAUCUAAAUAUCUGUUCGAGGCAAAGACGAUUCAGAGAAUGGAGCUUCUCCUACUCUUUACGGUCGAAUGGAGGAUGAAUCCGAUGACGUCGAUGUCCUUCUUCGACCACAUUGCGAGGCGAUUUGAGUUCGUGAAGAAUCUACAUUGGGAAUUUUUAAGGAGAUGCGAGGGUGUGAUUCUCUCAGCUAUUGCUGAUUCUAGGUUAGUACAUUAUCUGCCUUCUGCGAUUGCUGCUGCAACAAUGAUUUAUGCAGUUAGAGAUAUAGGAGAUGAAGAUGCUGCGGAAUAUGAAGAUCAGCUUCUGCUUGUGCUCAGAGCUAGCAAGGUCUGAUUGGAGUUUUGUUGUUGCUGGUUGUUUAACAAAAAACCUAUUAGCAAAUAUCAGUUUAUGCACCGUGAACGACUGCGGCCCCUCUGCCCCUCCCCGUUGUUUAUUCUCUCUCUCUCUCUCUCUCUCUCUCUCUCUCUCUCUCUCUCUUCCAAUUUCAGGAACCCUCCCUCCCUUUCCCGCGCUGAUUCGCCAUGAGAACGGCAGCACCUCGAGGAGCAUCGACGACGAGAUUCUGCGUGCCGAUACUGGGUUCUUCUUGAUUUGAUGAUUUCUGUUCUACAUUUGCGGUGACAUGUUGAAGCAGAUUUUGCUAGUUUUUGGACACGUUUUUGAGGAAUAAACAACUUUGUGAACAUUGGAUAUUUUGGUCAUUUCUUGCCCGUAACUUGGUAUUAGUUUUGAAUACCAAACACUGAGCAUCUAUUUACAUGCUUUUGCAGAGAUUCUACCAAAUGCACAACCUACAUAACGUAACAAGUCCAACCAAAUUACCUUUCAUUGGGUUUGUGUAGAUGGGUUUAUCUCAACUUAGUUGUCAAACACACCCUUAUAGUAUAAUUG
Molecule: messenger RNA, 1182 nt
Organism: Salvia miltiorrhiza (redroot sage)
Lineage: Eukaryota; Viridiplantae; Streptophyta; Magnoliopsida; Lamiales; Lamiaceae
Product: cyclin-D3-1-like
Exons: 3
Coding region: 199-621 (140 amino acids)
Biological process (GO): regulation of cyclin-dependent protein serine/threonine kinase activity; mitotic cell cycle phase transition
Cellular component (GO): nucleus; cytoplasm; cyclin-dependent protein kinase holoenzyme complex
Molecular function (GO): cyclin-dependent protein serine/threonine kinase regulator activity
Source: RefSeq, a predicted model, not a curated record